UUCUUACGCCGGCAAUACUCGCCGGAAUUCUUUCCCCUCCGAUCAAAUUACGGCGGCGCCGUUUCCAAACCAGUUCUUCCAUCCAAUCCUACCUUCUUUCGCAUUAUUUCUCUCUAUAUCCGUCGACUGAUUUCAAGACAUGGAAGUGAGUCUCGUUCAUCAUCAUCAUCGCCAUUUGUAAAUUGUAACCGUCAUCAUUUGAGUCCUGAUUUCUUAAUCUAGGUGUUUCCACACUAUUUCAUUCUUUACAUCAUGAGAAUUUUCCGGCGGAUCAGUGCAGUUUGAUCUCAUCGCAUACAUACUAUGGUUAAUAGACUUAGAUUAUGCAUCCAUUUUGCUGCGUCUCUAUAGUUCAUCAACAGAAUUCAGUAACUAUGCCGGAUUCUCCAGACGCACCUCCGUUGACCGUGCUAAGUGGUCCUGUGACCGGCUCCAGAUCUAAUUCUGUAAGAAAGGCUAAUAUUCUAGUUCAGGGAAGCGAAUAUAAUCGGACUAGUAAUAGUCAGAGUCAGAGGAUGGCGGUGGUGCCGGGGAAGCGAGAAGCCACGCAGUUGGUCUCCGGCGAUCAGCGGGAGGUGAAGAUAAACGAUAUAGUUGGUAAUGGAAUUUCUGGUAUUCUAAAUAAGUGGGUGAACUAUGGUAAAGGUUGGCGUCCGAGAUGGUUUGUGUUGCAAGAUGGUGUUCUAUCGUAUUAUAAGAUCCAUGGACCUGAUAAGAUUGUUGUCAGUCCAGAGACAGAAAAAGGAUCGAAAAUUAUCGGAGAAGAAUCUUUGCGAAGAAUUUCCCGUCACAAGACAGCAGGUUCUAAGCCUCGGCGACAUCCAUUUGGUGAGAUUCAUCUUAAGGUCUCUUCAAUUCGUGAAAGUAGGUCGGAUGAUAAGAGAUUCUCAAUUUUCACUGGCACAAAAAGGCUUCACUUGAGGGCUGAAACACGAGAAGACCGGAUGGCAUGGAUGGAUGCACUGCAAGCAAUAAAGGAUUUGUUCCCCAGGAUGUCCAACAGCGAACUAAUGGCUCCUAUGGAAAAUAUCUAUGUAUCAACAGAAAAGCUUCGGCAACGAUUGUUGGAUGAAGGAGUGAAUGAGGCGGCCAUCCGUGAUAGUGAACAGAUUAUGAGAACGGAGUUUUCUCAUUUGCAAAACCAACUUAUGCUUCUCAAACAAAAGCAUUGGCUCCUUAUUGACACACUACGACAUUUAGAGACAGAAAAGGUUGACCUAGAGAACACCGUGGUGGAUGAAAGCCAGAGAAACUUAAAAGAGUCUGAGUCUACAUCAAGGUCAAGGCAAGAAAAGUCGAGUGAAGGCAGUGAAAGUGAAUCUGAAGAUGACAAUGAAAGAGUUGAUGCUGCAGAGGAGGAAACGGACGAUGAGGAUAAUGCUUUCUUUGAUACUAAAGAUUUUCUAUCAUCAAGUUCUUUUAAAAGUAGUGGUUCUUCUGAAGAAGGCCUAUACGGUCUCGAGUCCGAAGAUGAUGUUGAUCCCUGUAUUAAAUCUGUGGGAAAGAAUUUUCCUCUGGUUAAGCGUCGUAGCAGAUUGCCCGAGCCUAAAGAAAAAGAAAAGGGAAUAAGCCUCUGGUCAAUGAUCAAGGACAACAUUGGGAAGGACCUCACAAAAGUCUGCCUUCCUGUCUACUUUAAUGAACCUAUUUCAUCACUUCAAAAAUGUUUUGAAGAUUUGGAAUAUUCUUACCUCAUUGACCGUGCCAAUGAAUGGGGUAAAAAGGGGAACAGUCUUAUGAGGAUUCUUAAUGUAGCCGCAUUUGCAGUAUCUGGAUAUGCUUCUACCGAGGGAAGACACUGCAAACCAUUUAAUCCGUUACUCGGAGAGACAUAUGAGGCAGACUACCCAGAUAAAGGACUAAGGUUUAUCUCUGAAAAGGUCAGUCAUCAUCCAAUGGUUGUUGCGUGCCAUUGUGAGGGAGCUGGAUGGAAGUUUUGGGGCGAUAGUGACUUGAAAAGCAAAUUCUGGGGUCGCUCAAUUCAGCUAGACCCUGUUGGUGCUUUGACCUUGGAAUUUGGUGAUGGAGAAAACUUUCAAUGGAGUAAGGUGACCACAUCCAUAUACAAUCUUAUUCUGGGAAAGUUGUACUGUGAUCACUAUGGCACAAUGCGUAUACAGGGAAAUGGAAACUAUUCAUGCAAACUAAAAUUCAAAGAACAGUCUAUCAUAGACAGAAAUCCUCAUCAGGUGCAUGGAGUUGUUCAAGAUAAAAAUGGGAAAACAGUGGCAACUCUGUUUGGAAAGUGGGAUGAGAGCAUGCAUUACAUAAUUGGGGAUUGUUCAGUGAAAGGAAAAGGACCAGAAUCUUUGUCUGGAGCCCGUUUGCUAUGGAAGAGAAGCCAGCCUCCCAAGUUCCCUACUAGAUAUAAUUUGACUCGGUUUGCCAUGACCUUGAAUGAAAUAACCCCAGGCCUCAAGGAGAAGCUGCCACCAACCGAUUCAAGGCUGAGACCAGAUCAAAGGUGCUUGGAGAAUGGGGAGUAUGAUAUGGCAUAUUCAGAGAAGCUGCGACUGGAGCAGAGGCAGCGUCAGGCUCGGAAGAUGCAGGAAAGUGGGUGGAAACCGGGGUGGUUCAGAAAGGAGAAAGGAGGAGAGGAAGGAGGGGGGUAUAAAUACAUUGGUGGUUAUUGGGAGGCUAGAGAAAAGAAGGUAUGGGAUUCAUGUCCUGAUAUCUUUGGUCAAAUCCCACCUGUAGUAAUAGACCAUACAACAACAACAACAACAUAAACACAGUGAAAUAUAUUGUGUAGUGUAAUAUGCAUGCCAAAAAAUCUCAUUUUUUUUUCCUUUCUAAAGUCCCACAUUUGUUGUUGUGCCUGUCUGUAGUCUUUUCUUUCAUUGUUGUCAAUUCUCAGCCCAUCCAUUAGGUUUUAAUUCAUGGAAGUUAACACAUGUAGUCACCAUUGAAUGAUAAUAAUAAUAAUAAUUCAUGUUGAACAUUUUGGAAAUAGCAGCUUCUUCGAGUCUGUUUUGAAUAUAUAUAUAUAUAUGUAAAUCAUGAAAAGAGAAAAUUUGUAUGGCCAACCUGCCUGCCAGUUUCAAAUGUAAAGGAAUUAUUGAUUUUGUCUUCUUCA
Impatiens glandulifera is the source of this 3076-nucleotide messenger RNA. Its product is annotated as oxysterol-binding protein-related protein 1C-like. The transcript is spliced from 10 exons. The record is from RefSeq and is a predicted model, not a curated record. Gene Ontology annotation, molecular function: sterol binding. Lineage: Eukaryota; Viridiplantae; Streptophyta; Magnoliopsida; Ericales; Balsaminaceae. Bases 324 to 2729 code for a protein of 801 amino acids. Gene Ontology annotation, cellular component: cytosol; membrane; intracellular membrane-bounded organelle.